UUUUGUUAAACGCAGGUCGAAAUAGUUUACUGUGAAAUUUUGUGAAAAAGUAGUAAAAAUAGUGCAUAAUAAUUUAAUAUUUGAACAUAUUCUGCGAAGCAUCCGUUAGUGUGCAAAAUUCUUCAGAUAUGGAUGCCUCCUUGGAGAAAUCCUGCCUGGAAGAAAUCAGCCACACUGUCCUAGACUCACAACAGAAGAUUUCAGUUCGUUCAAUAUCGAACAACUAUGGCUUGAACUUCCUAGAUGCAGUCAAGAUUCUGCAGCAAUGGCUCGACAAGAACGGCACGAAAGCCAAUCUUGUCAAGGAGUUUAUCGUCCGGGGCUUCGAUCCCAAACAGGGUGGCGCCUUUAUAACCGUAGUCAACGAGAAGAAGCUAAAGGUCGUUCAGUCCAAGGUUAGCCGGAUAUCGAGCGUUCUUUAUGCCGUGGAAGUGGCAGCGGAAUCCUCCCGGAAGUUGGUCAUUCCCGAAGAGCAGGAGUUUAGCGUGAUCAAUCUUCCUUUGCGAUCGGACAAACGGGACGUACACGUCUUCACACCAGCCGCGAAUCCACCUCCAGCCGCCGCCGCUGCCGUCAAGCAAGAAUCGAAAUCAAAAAUUAAAUCUAUGUUUGCAGCCGGUGCUUCUAAACCGAAGCAGGAAUCUCCGAAACCGGAUACGGUUAAGGAGGAAAAGCAGAGCCCUCCCGCGGCAACAGGAAAGAAAGAUACAGCCAAGGCUACUUCUCCUCAGAAAUCGCCCAGUAAGGGUUCACCCAGCAAGAAGAAGGAUGCCAAGAAAGCCGUCAGUGGCAAAGCUUCCAUAGCAUCGUUCUUUUCUAACAAACCGGGUGCCUCCAAGCCAAUGCCGGUUGCUUCUGCCGGUUCUUCUGCGGCAGUGGAAGUGAAGAAAGAGAAGGAAUCUCCCAAGGAGGCUAAGGAGCCUAAAAAGGAAGAGAGAAUGACCAACGGGAAGCGUGAGGACACCCCCCGUUGGAAGCGAAUGAUUUCCGAUGAAUCGGACGGAGACGACGUGAUCCCGAACACGCCACAGGCAAAGAAGGAACCGGCAAAGAAGGGCGGUAGAAAGACGCUGGCAUUGAAGAAGAAAGGAACUAGCAAGGCAAAUCCCAGCAAGAGAUCCAGGAUUUUGCAGGUUGUAGAUUCCAGCGAGGAGGAGGAGGAGGAAGAGGACGAAACUCGGAAUCUCAGCGAACCGGAGGAGAGGCUGAUUAAGUUUGAUGUUGAUGAAUCGGAGGAUGCGGAGAUGAAGGACGAUGAAGAUGCAGAGGAGAAGAAAAAGAAGGAGCAACAGCUGAGCCCGGAAAAACCAGUGGAGAAUGAUUCCAACAGUUUGAAUCGAAAGAGAGCGAAGGUUAAGAAGUUGGUCACCAAAAACUAUAUGGAUGAGGAAGGCUAUAUGACCACCAUCAAGAAUUACGUAAUGGUGUCCGCAUCCGAGGAUGAAGACGACGGAGAUGCGUCGAACAAUAACACAGCGGAAGGAAAGAAGGCAACUGCCGAGGAGGAGCCCGUUGCGAGCGGAGGUGGUGAUAAGAAUAGUACCUCGAAUGCUAAACCGGCGAAUAAGAAACCGAGUAAGGUAACUCCGCCGACUCCCAAAACCAAGCAGGGGUCGAUCAUGAGCUUCUUUUCCAAGAAGUAGUAUUAUUGUAGAAGUCAGGGCGGUACAGUUUUCUAUUGUCUUAUUAAAUUGCAGUUGUUCGUUCUAGUAA
Messenger RNA from Ochlerotatus camptorhynchus, 1713 nucleotides. It is a transcript of the gene PolD3, whose product is annotated as DNA polymerase delta subunit 3. Gene Ontology annotation, molecular function: DNA-directed DNA polymerase activity. Gene Ontology annotation, biological process: DNA synthesis involved in UV-damage excision repair; DNA replication; DNA strand elongation involved in DNA replication. The transcript is spliced from 4 exons. NCBI's taxonomy places the organism in Eukaryota, Metazoa, Arthropoda, Insecta, Diptera, Culicidae. Gene Ontology annotation, cellular component: nucleus; delta DNA polymerase complex. The record is from RefSeq and is a predicted model, not a curated record. Bases 129 to 1643 code for a protein of 504 amino acids.